AUGGUGGUCGAUGUAGAUGCCGCUAGGGCAAAAAUUCCCGCCGACCCGACCAUCCCCCUACCGCCAGGGACGAAAGGGGCUCCCGAACCCGAGCCGGACCGAUACUCGCCGCGUUCGGUCACGGAGCAGCCGCCGCCAAUUGGACCAUUUCCAGAAAACGACUACAUGUAUCUGACCGUAGAGGACUUGUUGGCAGCCGACGAGAAAGAUGACGCCUUCCUGCAAAACAUUCCGCGCGACGAUUUUGCGGAAGCCGCCUUCGACAUCAACAAAGAGCUCGCCAAGAAGAACAGAUUGCUGAGGAUGAUGUGGGGUUUCCGGCAUCUCGACACGCUGGAGGCGAGAACGACCCGGAUUCAGUACCUGCGGGCGCUGCUCGACUUCAGGAGAUGGUGCUGCGCGAACCUUCCAAGACAGCAAACCGCCAGAGUCAAGGGGGACGGCGUGCUGGAACACGAGGACGAGAUAGGGAGGUACAUUGACGAAGACAUGGGUGAUCAGUGGCACACCGCCAAGGGCGACCUACAAUGGAUGCACGGUCCCCGCGUCAACGCCACGCGAAUCAGGGCGUACAUUCUGUCAAUCGCGAGGCAGGAAGGUAUUGCAAAGGCCGAGGAGCUCGAGGAGCUGAAUCCCGACGUCCGUGUCCAGCCCCUGAAGCCGACAACCGUUUCGAUGCUGCUCAUCCGCAUCAAAGCGCUCCAGACGGCCUGCAAGGUCGAGGGGACGCUCUUCGGGGUGAAGGAGCUCCACAUCAUGUACGACAUCUCCGAGGUCCGCUCGGAGGUGCGCGCGAUGGUCAGAGAGAAGUGGCACAGGGACGACAGGGAUUGCGUCGACCGGCACCGCGGAACGCUCGGCGACACGUACACCACCGACCAGAUCCGCCACCUCAUGUUCAAGGUCUUGCCGACCUGGGCAGCUCGGGCGUACGAACCCAAGGCGGCCACCCCCUCCCAGACACUGUGGAAGUUUCUGCUGAUGAAGACGAUGACCCUCUUGGGUCACCACACCCUUCUCCGCGGAGGCAGUCUCCGAGCAAUUGAGCUCCCCGACCUGUUUUUGUACAGAAUGGGGAACGCGUCGCCCGAGCACUCCACGCGACGGCCGGUUGUCAUGGUCGUCGCGUCACGAAACUCCAAGACGAACAAGGAUGCUCGUCUGCAUCACAGCUACGCGGCGAGACACCUCGAGCAAGAGAUGUGCGCCGUCGGUCACACACUGUUGUGGCUGCACUUCGUGUACGACCAGCUGAGCCGCUCGCCCACCUCUCGAUGUGUGCCGCCCCUCGACUUCACAACUCCGUACAGCUGGUAUCACAAGCACCUCUUUCAUGCUCGGAACGACAAGGCACAAAAAGAGCUGCCGGCUUCAUCACAUUCUCGGAUCACGAAAGAGAUGUGGCGGACGAACAAGAUCUUCAUCACGCGCAACACCCACGCCGCCCGGGCGGGUGGGGCACAGGAGCUGGCCGACGACGGCGUUCCGCGAUCUGACAUCGCCGACUUGGGCCACUGGGCGCUCGACAAGCUCGCGAAGAGCUACAUCACGACCAUCCCGAAGGCGGCGGUGUUGAGAAAGGCCGGCUACACGGGCAAGCGCGGCGACUACCACCUCGGCCGGAGCAUGGUGAAGCCCGACGACAAGGUGGUGGCCCUCAUCGCCCAACACAUCUUUCCGUGGGCGGAAGCGGAACUGGCCAAGAGUUCCAAGCUCUGCCGCGACCCCGACUUCCAGAAAUGGGCCAAGGACGUCAACCGGGUGGACCUCGAAACCAUCGCGACGCGCAGUACUCCGAGCGAGAACCCCCAAGAGGAAUUCAGCGCGCGAGUUGACGCCGAAUAUCAGGUCGACCAGCUCACCAUGAUGCUGCACCGCCAGAGGGAGGAUGCCGCGAUCGAGAAGCUUGAAAUGCAGAAGAAGUUGGAGGAGAAGGACGCGGAGAUCGCGAAGUUGAUGAACGCUCUCAAGCUGGCCGAGGCACAGCCGACGCCGACUGCGCCGGCACCGUCAAGGCCAAUGACCGCCGCCGAGAAGGCGGCGUCCGUCAAGAUCGAGAAGGAACAGAACGAUGACCUGACGUACGAGGUCAACGUCGUGCAUCCCUGGCGCACAUCCAAGACGGUCGAGGCUGCAUGGCGCUGGUGGAACAACCCGUCCAACUUCGACUCGCGUCCGUUGCGCGAACGUUACGACGAGCACAGAUUCCUCGUCAGACACACGCGCAUGAUCUGCAAGGUCGAAAAGGGCGACAAACCCGCCGCGUCGGCGAAGUCGGCAAAGAGCUCUCGUCCCACGACCGAGGUGGGUGAGACGGGGAAAAACGAUGCGCUGCAGCACUGCGCUCGCCGGAUGAGGCGGAUCAUGGAAGCGGUGCACGACUUGCGGCGGAGCGACGACGCCGCUGACAUCGCCGCCGUCAUCAAGCUACUCGACAACCUGGGGCGAACGGGGCUUUCCACUUUCAGCGACGCGCUCUUGGUCCUCCGUGCAACCCCGCCCAUCAAGGUCCCCACCACAGCCGACGGAAAGUCGGUCGGCACCAAGGGUCUGGACAAGCCGCUGGCGAGGAAGCUCGCCGUUGCGUGGGGCGUGGUCACGGCGGGCUACAUGGACGCUGACUGGGGAAAGAGGCUCUUCGGCGACUUGUGGGAUGAGCAGGCCAAUAAGGCCGGCUUGGAGGCCGAGGCGACGGCGGGAGCCAUCGGCGCAGGGAAGCGCAAGAGGGCGGGCUGA
Messenger RNA from Closterium sp. NIES-65, 2736 nucleotides. Lineage: Eukaryota; Viridiplantae; Streptophyta; Zygnematophyceae; Desmidiales; Closteriaceae. The record is from the annotation of a GenBank genome assembly.